AAACGGUUAACAAAGCUGGUCCAUGUGAUCCAAACCCAAAUGAAUUAUGGAACAUGUAAAUAGCACUAAUGCCAGACAACCGCAGCAUCAUCAUUUUGAUCAGCAGCUGCAGCACAAUGACAGCCAACAGCAAUUCUGCCUGCGAUGGCAUAACCAUCAGACAAGUUUGCUGAGCACUCUGCCCAUUCUGCUGGACCAAUCCCAUCUGACGGAUGUGACCAUUUCGGCCGAGGGACGCCAACUGAGGGCCCAUCGCGUGGUACUGAGUGCCUGCAGCAGCUUUUUUAUGGACAUCUUCCGGGCUCUAGAGGCCAGUAACCAUCCAGUCAUCAUCAUACCAGGGGCCAGCUUCGGCGCCAUCGUCUCACUGCUCACCUUCAUGUACUCCGGAGAGGUGAAUGUAUACGAGGAGCAGAUACCGAUGCUGCUCAACCUGGCCGAGACACUGGGCAUCAAGGGACUGGCCGAUGUCCAGAACAACAAUUUACCAAAAACAGCGAGAAGUGGAGGUGGCUCCUACAUGGAUACGACGAAUGAGAAGUCCUCUGAGUUUGAACGUCCCACCACACCCUCGCCCACGCCCACCCCCACCCUUACGCCCUCCCACACGCCUACCCCAAGCCAUUCACUCCCCCUGCCCCAGCUACCAAGUGCAGCACUUAACACCCCUCUCCUGGCCAACAAACUGGGAUCGGUGAACUCCAGUGGAAUGGGCACCACGCCCCUGGAGAAUCUCUUUAAAUCACUGCAGUUCUACCCCAGUCUGCUGCCCCAACCACUCAACUUCUCGCAGACGGCGCUCAACAAGACCACUGAGCUGUUGGCCAAGUAUCAGCAGCAAUGUCAGCUCUACCAGAGCGGGAUGCAGGAGGAUCAACUGGAGACGGACUGUUUUGGCUCCAAGAGGCUAAAGGGCGACAGUCCGCCGAAGGAGCUUAGGCGACUGGAAAAAAGCCUUUUAAAGAAUCCAAAAUCCUCAUCGACGACCAACAGUAGCAGUAGCAAGUCGCCUCAGGAAUGCUCCAACCCGAAUCCCAUUGUGGCCACUUCACCAGUAACUCUCGCUCCCCCGACCAUGGCACACUUCUCCCCUCAGUUGCCGGUGGUCAAGUGCUCCUCGGCUAGUUACCCCAGCGCUCUCGGCCAAGGUCAACUCUAUAGUAGCAAGCCACCACUUUAUAGUGCAGCAGUCACGCCGACUGCCGCCCAGCAGGCGGCGCAGAUGCACCACCACCCGCAACCCGGGCCAUCGCCCUACAUCUCGGCCGAGGAUCAUGCCAAGCUGCAGCUCCACAUCGAACAGUAUCAGCGGGAGGCGGCAGCAGCAGCGGCAGCGGCCGCCGGCGGAAUGGCGCUGGUCAGCGCCAAGUCGGAGCCCAAUCUGCUCUCGCUGAGCGCCGACCGCGACAAGUCGCUGGCCACCGCUCCCAUCAAGCCGCCGUCCAACUCGAAGCUCUAUGCCACCUGUUUCAUCUGCCACAAGCAGCUGAGCAACCAAUACAACCUGCGCGUCCACCUCGAAACCCAUCAGAAUGUUCGGUAUGCCUGCAAUGUCUGCUCCCAUGUGUCCCGCAGCAAGGAUGCCCUGCGCAAGCACGUUAGCUACCGACAUCCUGGGGCGCCAUCGCCAUGUGAAAACGAGGCUCGCCGGAAGAGGGUCUCCAAGCUAGCAGCGACCACUGUGCCCACUUCCACGCCCAUGUCCAUGAGCGCCAGUCACACGGUCACCAGUGGCGAUGUGGGUCCAGCUCCAGCGACCACACUUGGAUGUUCGGGUCAGGAGGCAAGGAAUCCGUACCUUUUCCUGCCCAAUCAAUUUCAGAUGGCUGCUGCUGCAGCAGCCGUAGCAGUGGCCGAAUCCUCGCCAGCUUCUGGUCAACCAUCGCUAGACUUGGCACACGAAGCGCCACCGAGCAUCAAAAGUGAGCGGGAGCCACCGACGGCGAGCAACGGAGAGGCGACCGGUGUAGAGGCAUCGGCGUCAACCACCUGAGGAUAAUUUUUUUGAAUAUUUUUGAUUUGUUCAACUCACCACACAAACACGCACACAGACACAAGGAGUACGCCCACCCAUGCACACGCAUAUUGUUGGGUGACCGAUGAGUGGUGGAAGGAAAGGGCUGAUCCCUGACUCCAAUUGUAAAUCCGCUCAAGGGUGGUGGAAUCUAUUUCAAUUUCAAUGUUUCCGAACUUCGAAUCCAAUUUCAAAAAUAUUUAAUCAGCAAGCGUAAUCAAGCUUAAUAAUAUCAUUUUGAAAACACUUGCAAAACCAUUUAAAUUUGCAUAUUCAAAAUGUUUUUUUGUAUUGAAAGUAUAUUUAAAAUAUCUCAAGUUCAAACUUUGAUUUUUGUAAGAAAGAUUACGCUCUUCGUUAUUUUUUGACAUCUAGCCCCAUUAUUUUACCACUAAGUAUGAUCGGAUUUUUUAACAAUGUCAGAGGAGCCAAUUUUCAUCACCCACUCAUGAGGUGCCCAACAUAUGAAUAUGUCAACUUUUAGUCCCACCGAAACCAACGUCUUAGACCCGGCUGUGAUAAUUAGCGCAAUUCGUUUUUCGUCUUCUGCACUCGAGCGCCUUUCUAGCUAUCUUAAUUUAUGUACUUACGUUUAGCACAAUUUACGUUUAUUUUUUCUGAAACUUUAGCAACCUCCGAGGCUCUCAAACUGCAAGUUACAAACACAAUCCUUUCGCUUUCACGCUCUCUCACAAGCACACGUCCACACAUUCUAGUAAUCUAAGCCAAGUUUUUAUAAAUAUUGUAAUUAUACACCUGAACACGCACACACACUUGCACACAAAAAGACAGGGUGAAGACCUACC
Messenger RNA from Drosophila melanogaster (fruit fly), 2820 nucleotides. RefSeq lists its product as uncharacterized. The transcript is spliced from 5 exons. Gene Ontology annotation, cellular component: nucleus. The record is from RefSeq and is marked reviewed. NCBI's taxonomy places the organism in Eukaryota, Metazoa, Arthropoda, Insecta, Diptera, Drosophilidae. Gene Ontology annotation, biological process: cell development; developmental process involved in reproduction; animal organ development. Bases 47 to 1993 code for a protein of 648 amino acids.